This is a messenger RNA of Salvelinus namaycush (lake trout), 5425 nucleotides long. RefSeq names its product neuropilin-2-like. Gene Ontology annotation, molecular function: vascular endothelial growth factor receptor activity; semaphorin receptor activity. Gene Ontology annotation, biological process: vascular endothelial growth factor signaling pathway; axon guidance; angiogenesis. Gene Ontology annotation, cellular component: membrane. The coding region runs from base 703 to 3348 and encodes 881 amino acids. The transcript is spliced from 16 exons. The record is from RefSeq and is a predicted model, not a curated record. Lineage: Eukaryota; Metazoa; Chordata; Actinopteri; Salmoniformes; Salmonidae.
UGCCGCUGGAGCGCAUAGACACUCCGGUACAGACAAAAACACUAGAUGAGUGGUGCCAGAGAUGGAAUGAAUUCUCCUUCGGAAGAUAAUGUAUUUAUGUUUGUCACAGUUCUCAUGAUUUGCGCUCCAUUCCUGUCCGAAAUACGAAGACUUCUUGUCGGUUGAUAGUUCAGGCAGCUGUGUCUCAGUGGUCGUAAAUGCAGGACUAAAUGACCGCAGUCCUGAAUCGCUGUGAGCAGAGAGAGAAGGGGAGAAAGGCAAGCGCUUCAAUCGUCUUUUGAGGUAGACUAAGACCCGCUUAUCAGAGCCUGUAGGAAAUAGCCCGGAGGUUCCAUAUCAGUGGACAUGCUCUGUAUGGAACUGGGGAAUCAAGAGGAAUUUAUUUAAUCCACUUUGCUCGACGAGGCUCAAUAACUCAGUCAUGACGAGAAGAUGAAAGUUAUAAAGUGUGUCUUUCAAGUAGCCUAUAGGCCUACUUCGGAGGGAAAGCUGUUCACCGCUGUCUUCAGCCUAUUUUUAUUAAAUUAAGUGCACUUGGAACAAACAUUAUUCGUUGCUUGUUUGAGUAAAAUAGGCAACGUGGAGUAAUAACAUUUGUCCCUACAUUUUCAGCCAAAAAGGGGUGUGGAUUUUCUUGAUGGACAACUAAUUUGAUCCUGGGAGGUAACAUUUAAAAACAACAAGACAUCGAACAUUGCCAAAAUGGAUAUGCUAUCAUCGCUGAUUGGAUUUUUACUUGCAAUUUGUCUAACACUGGGAGUCUGUGGAGACCAAGGUGAGGGGUGUGGGGACACCCUGGAUGCCAGCGACGCAGGGUACAUCACGUCCCCGGGCUACCCUCUGGAGUACCCGCCCCACCAGAAUUGCCAGUGGGUCAUCACGGCCCCGGAGCCCUCCCAGCGCAUCGUCCUCAACUUCAACCCCCACUUUGAACUGGAGAGACUGGACUGCAGGUAUGACUUCAUUGAGAUCCGUGAUGGUGGUUCGGACUCGGCUGAGCUGCUGGGUAAGCACUGCAGUAACAUCGCCCCCCCAGCCAUCAUCUCUUCUGGUACUGCCCUGCACAUCAAGUUUGUCUCAGACUACGCCCACCAGGGGGCCGGCUUCUCGCUGCGCUACGAGAUCUUCAAGACAGGAUCGGAAUUCUGUUUCCGGAAUUUCACCAGUCCUUCCGGAGUGAUCGAGUCCCCCGGCUUCCCUGACAAGUACCCCCACAACCUGGAAUGUUCUUACAUCAUCAUAACUCCGCCCCACAUGGACGUGACCCUGACCUUCUUGACCUUUGACCUGGAGAACGAUCCCCUGCUGUCAGGAGAGGGAGACUGCAAGUACGACUGGCUGGACGUAUGGGACGGGCUGCCCCAGGUGGGCCCUCUGAUUGGUCGUUACUGUGGUACUAAGAUUCCUCCUGAGAUCAAGUCAUCAUCUGGUCUGCUGUCUCUGUCCUUCCACACGGACAUGGCUGUGGCCAAAGACGGCUUCUCAGCCCGCUACAACAUGACACACAAAGAAGUCAGCGACACGUUCCACUGCAGUACAGCGUUUGGUCUGGAGUCAGGGAUGAUUUCGGACGACCAGAUCUCAGCCUCGUCCUCCUUCUACGACGGCCGCUGGUCCCCUCGCCAGGCCAGGCUCAACAACAUCGACAACGCCUGGACACCCAGCGAGGACAGCAUCAAGGAGUACAUCCAGAUGUUCCAUGCGAACACAGACCCGUCUGAGGUGGUGUUGAACCGCGUACCCCAGCCGGUCCUAGCCCGCUUCGUACGCAUCCGGCCUCAGAGCUGGAAGAACGGCAUUGCUCUGCGCUUCGAACUCUACGGCUGUCAGAUCAUAGAUGCUCCGUGUUCAGAGAUGCAGGGCCUCCUCUCUGGCCUGCUCCCCGAUGCCCAGAUCUCAGCCUCGUCGGCUCGAGACAUGCUGUGGUCCCCGGGGAACGCCCGCCUGGUGGCCAGCCACUCAGGCUGGUUCCCCGGCCCCGCUCAGCCCCUGGCUGGGGAGGAGUGGCUCCAAGUGGACUUGGGUGUCCCCAAGAUGGUCCGGGGGAUCAUUACCCAGGGGGCGAGGGGCGGAGAGGGGACAAGCAGCACGGACAACAGGGCCUUUGUGAGGAAGUACCGCGUGGCGCACGGUCUAAACGGGAAGGAUUGGGGGUACGUCAUGGACAGCAAGACCAGCCUGCCCAAGAUAUUUGAGGGGAAUACCCACUACGACACCCCUGAGCUACGGCGUUUUGAGGAGACCCUGGCCCAGUUCAUCAGGAUCUAUCCAGAGAGGUGGUCUCCUGCCGGGAUCGGGAUGAGAGUGGAAAUUCUGGGCUGUGACGUGCCAGAAACCAGCACUCUGGCCAACACAGCCACUCCCACUUUGUCUGGUCCAAUGGAGAGCAGCACUGCCCAGCGGGCGAGCAGAGGAGCUAGCUCCUCCCCUCCAUCCAUGGGUGGUGUGUGUGACUUUGAGCAGGGUCUGUGUGGCUGGACUCACGACCCCAGCGCCUCGCUCCAUUGGUCCCUCCACAACAGCUCCAAAGCCCCAGCCCAGGGGCCCAGCCUGGACCACACUCUGCCCCCCAUCGACCUGAAUAGCUACCUGUACAUCGAAGCCAACUCCAAGACGGAGCAGCAGCGAGCCAGGAUCCUAAGCCCCAUGGUGGGACUCGACACGGGGCCUCUCUGCCUGCUCUUCUCCUACCAGCUGUGGGGAGAGGCCCAGGGCACCCUGCGCAUCCUUCUCCGCGAUGCCCACCACGAGGAGACCCUUCUAUGGGCACUCCGCGGCAACCAGGGACCCGUUUGGAAGGAGGGUCGCACCAUCCUGCCCCGAUCCCCCAAAGAGUUCCAGGUGGUUAUGGAAGGCUUCGUUGACCACGGAACCAAGGGCCAUAUCAUGAUCGACAACAUCCACAUGAAUUCUGGUACACCUUUGGAGGAGUGCACACAACCCUUCGUUGCCUUCCUUCCCGACAUGACAGAUAAGAGACCAGAGUUUGGAGACAGCAGACUUUUUAAUGGCAGGAACCAGUUUGAUGGAGGCUGGGCGUUCCCCAAGGAGUUGAGUACGGCGGCCCCGUCCUCCGAGCAACCGGAGACGCUCGUCUCCUCCUCGGCAGAGAAGGACAACUCGUGGCUGUACACGCUGGACCCCAUCCUGGUCACCAUCAUCGUUAUGAGCUCCCUGGGCGUGCUGCUGGGCGCUGUGUGCGCCGGCCUGCUGCUCUACUGCACGUGCUCCUACAGUGGCCUGUCAUCGCGUAGUUCUACCACGCUGGAGAACUACAACUUUGAGCUGUACGACGGCCUCAAGCACAAGGUGAAGCUCAACCAGCAGCGCUGCUGCACCGAGGCAUGAGGAGAAAGAGUAGAGAGAGGAGAGGGGUAGAGGAAAGGAGAGAGGCGGCCAUUUUGAGGAGAUUAUCUCCUCUUUUGUUUUCUCUGCUUAGCUUGGACUGUGAAUUUCCUUUCUGAGCUGAAGGACUACACCUGCCAGAUGGAAGGACAUUUUGGGGAAAAGCCACUUUUUAGACUGAUCUUGAGACCCCUCCCCCUGCUUCAAUCAAAGUGGUGCAGUCCAGGGUGGGGUUUUCUGGACCAGAGCCAAUGAGGGAAGGAUUGGGUAUUUCCCAGAGUGGUCCCUAUUGCGUACUGUUCCAUUGACAGGGGAGUUCAAAUAUCAACACAUAUCAAUGGGCAAAUACCUACUAUCCCCCCCCCAAAAUUCAGAACUCCAUAUAAAUACAUCAUAGUUUUCUAGGUCUAGUUUUUAAACUGGAAAGAUGUGAGGCUAAACUCCUUGACACUGAAAAACGCCUUAGACAGGUGCUUAGAUAGUGUUUCUCUAUCACCUGGACACAGUGGCUUAGACACGUGGACACAGUGGCCUAGAACCUAGUGAAGUGAAUUCUUUAUGAAGCGGUGUUUUUGUUGAGUUAGACUCUUGCGUCUCUGUAACACAUCAGCCUCAGUUCUCCACCCCCUUUUCUGACAGGUCUGUGGUAUUUUUAGACGAAUCACCGUCUUUGGUGUGUGUCUUUUUGUUAUUUGUUCAAGCCUUCUCUGUUUUAUUUCUUGUUUUGGCCCGUUGCCAGCCUGUAAAUGCUGAUAAAGAAAGGAGGAGGGAGGAGGGGUUCUAAUCAUGUUCUCUUCUAAACGUGUUCUGUUGAAGAUCGAAAGCAAGGGAGUUUAUUGUUAGAUUUCGUCUCAGGCUGCUGUUGCCGGUGGGUUGUAUCGAAAAGAAGGUUGACGGCCGUGUUUACAGUAAACUGUGGCUGGGUGAAGUAAAAACGUCCAAGGUGAACGAUGGUUUUGGUCAGCGCCGCGCGUGGAUUGCUGGGAAAUCCAGGCAGAGACUGAAUAGCCGUCUGCAAUUGAGAACUGAUAAAGAGAGAAGAAAAAAAUGAAUCAAUGGAUCACUAAAUCCUAAAUCAACCUCUCCGGGGACAAUGUACUCUGAACGAAUCAACAAUAAAACCCAAAGUGGGACACAAUAAAAAAUAAAUAUAUAUAUAUAUUCUAGACCAUUGCUUGACAGUGGACACACAUCUGAGCUUGAAGUCAGCGAUUGGUAGAGGAAACACCAAUGGAAGGACACCAUUUCCUCAGAGUGGACCGAUGUGGUCUUGGUGUCAUGUUUCGUGCUCUCCUCGUUUGACGUUUGUUGCUCUUAUUUUCCCACACUUUGACUCCAUUUUGCGUUGUCACGGCGAGGCUGGCGUUUUAACAGGAAACAGGUUCAUGGGGAGAGAUAAAUGAGGGGGAUUUAAACACACAUCUGCUCCCUCUGGACUAUCUAGCCUUGUGAAGGAGGAGAGGGAAAGAGAACAGUAGAUAUUUCCACUGUACCUCGGACUUCUCACUUUCACACACGCUGAUCACACACACACACAUGCAUACACAGCGUGCACAUGCUAGCACACACACACACACCGAAGAAAUAGUAUCCUGGUCAUUCUGAUGCGAUGCUGGGCAUGUAUAGGUCUGUGUGCGUCUGGAGGCACUGGUGUGGAACCAGGCUAGUGCUGAUCAAGAGGCCAGGUUGUUGGGGAGGGGUUGCUGAGCCAUGAGGUGGAGCCUAUCCCCUUCUCCCUUCCGCCCUCCACCCCAACAACCCACAUUCCCUCUCCUAUCCCAGAGGCUCUCAUCACUGGGCCCCACUGACUCUCUUCCAGGUGCCUUGGAGCUUCUGUGGUUCAGCUUGCCUUUGUAGCCCGUAUCAGAUUACAGAUACAGAACAGUAGCCCAAUCUGUCUGGGCAGGAGGGGCUAAAACACACCUCCCUGGGCAAGUGAGGGGCUAAACCUCACAAGGACCACCCUGACUCUGGUCAGACCUAAUUGUUGCUUGGGGGCUUUGUACAGAAAUGUUCUUUUUAUGAUUGUUAUUAAUAUUGUUAUUCUGAUUAUUUAAUAAAGGAUUUAUACCAUACAGUG